CUGGCCCUGGGCCGACAGGCGCUGCAUCAGCGCGCUCUCUGAGACUUCUAGGACACAGGUCAUCCAGCUGGACUGCAAAGAUGGUCAAAUACUUUUCAGUAGACUGGCUGGCCCAGAGCCACCACAGCCCCACGGGGACGCAGGACACGGAUUCAGCGCGCACGCACAGACCUCACGUCCCCUGCAUGGUGCAGCCGUUUGCGCCGGUUUAUGGUAAAGGUUACCUGCAGCCAAAAUCAAAGACAUCAAACCCCGUACAGCACGCAGAGCAAGGAGAGUUCGAGCAUCAUCCGCAUUCCAGCCUGUGUGCACCUUUGCGUCCAGUUAACUGCUCCUCGCCCAUAUCAGAAAACAGUGGCUACUCUUCCGGCUACGAGAGCGAAGCCGCGUCCUCGGAGUGUCAUUCGGUGGAAGACAGAAGCGGCGUGGACAAAGACGCGCCACCGCGUCGAGUGCGCACAAAGUUUACUCCAAAACAGAUUCUUAAACUGGAAAAGGUCUUCAGCAAACACAAAUAUUUAGACGCUGGGGAAAGAGUGAAGACAGCGCAGAAGCUGAACCUCUCAGAAACGCAGGUUCGGACUUGGUUUCAGAAUAGGAGGAUGAAGCUGAAACGGGAGGUUCAGGACCAUUUUGCUCCCCAGAUGCCGUUGUUAAACUUCCGGACCCUCCCCCAGGUUCAGUGCUACUCCGUGGACAGGCAGAGACACCAAGCGGCACCCGUUCGGGCCUUCCAUGCGCCCCCACAGGUGAUCCUCCAGCAGCAGAUGACCAGCGGUCGCGCGCCCCUCAUCCACUACCAACAUUUCUUCUGAAACACAAAGUGACUUUUGUUACCCAAACACUUAAACAGGAAAGAGUGCAAUCCAGAGUUGGAAGUCGAAGUUCUUUUUUAUUUGAUUGUGACGUUGUAUAUAUUAAAAUUAUAUUUAUGAUCAAAUAAAGUUUUAUCCUAUGCA
Messenger RNA from Oryzias latipes (Japanese medaka), 959 nucleotides. Its product is annotated as homeobox protein vent1. The record is from RefSeq and is a predicted model, not a curated record. NCBI's taxonomy places the organism in Eukaryota, Metazoa, Chordata, Actinopteri, Beloniformes, Adrianichthyidae. Gene Ontology annotation, molecular function: DNA binding.